CUUGGAUCUGCACGGAAAUACCUGACAACUUUUUCCAUCCUCCAAGGAACCCUAACCCAUGUUCUGACUGAAAACUCCACCCGGCUUGAAGCUACCACCGGUACUUCUUGAUGCAAUUAGCAACCGUGUACGCACCUUUCUAAGGCUCAAAGAACAAAACAUUGUGUUCUGAUAACCAUCUUCAUCUCUACCUCGAUUGCCUCCAAAAUGUCUGAGCGUCUUGUAGAUGACGAACGAUGAGUUAGCCCGGAUUAUCUUUUCUUUUAUUGUCAUUGACGUCGUUGGCCGGGGAUACCAGAAGACAAUCGAAAUGCUUCAAGCUAUGUCCAAUGCGCAUGCUGCGCCCCCGCACGUCCGUCAUCUCAAGAUAAUGUCAUUGAGCGAACGGCGCAACGUAUACGCAAAGGAAUACGUCGUCUUUGAUCUGAAGCCUCGUCACGGAUGUUGGACUCAUACUCUGCCUUCCGACGCGUUUCAACAGGCAUUAAAAAUUGCGCUGCCAAAUGCCAUCGCUUCCUUAAGCCAUUUGAAACCUCUGAUAAUGUACGCUUGCCGUGAAGACCCACAAUGGGCUCUCCCCAUCGUUAUUAACUCUGCUGCUGACCAUGCAAGCUUGAACAAUUUUCCUUUUCCACAUCAAGCGAGCAGGCAGAUCUCCGACCGUUUAUCACUCAACACACUGCUUUCCGGAAUACCAGACAAUAUUUCACUUCGACUUCGCCGCCUUGUCUUGGAUGCAUUUGAUGUUACCAUCAAUGAUAGGUUGAUAAAGCAUUUUCAUUUUCUGACGGAGUUGCGAUUAGGGAGCACUACUUCGUUCAUUACCAACGACAGAGGAGGUAUCCCGAUAUCUGGACUGCUCUUCAGGCCAGCUCAAUUUGUCUGGAGAGCAUUUUAGUUGUUAUUUCGCACAUAUCCAUUCUGUUAAUGGAGUUUAUGAACUCAUGCUGAGCAUGACAAUGAAAAGGAGAGCAAUGAAGGAGAUACCG
Molecule: messenger RNA, 989 nt
Organism: Guyanagaster necrorhizus
Lineage: Eukaryota; Fungi; Basidiomycota; Agaricomycetes; Agaricales; Physalacriaceae
Exons: 3
Coding region: 227-898 (223 amino acids)
Source: RefSeq, a predicted model, not a curated record